Messenger RNA from Cooperia oncophora, 573 nucleotides. The record is from the annotation of a GenBank genome assembly. NCBI's taxonomy places the organism in Eukaryota, Metazoa, Nematoda, Chromadorea, Rhabditida, Trichostrongylidae.
AUGAUUUCAGCUUUGCCGUCAAGUUCGUCGUCGUCACAAUUACAGUUGAGUGGCGUAAAGAAUCCGGUAAAACGGGAGUCACCGCAGUUAAAAGUGGAAAACAUCGCAAGAGCUGGUACGCCAAAACCGCUGGCUCCGCCCACGUCCAUAUCGGAAUGGCAGUUGCUAGCGGUCCUGCAACGAGCGAAUCUUGUACAGUACUAUGAUAUGUUUAUUUCACAAGGGGGAGACGAUAUCAAUCAAAUAAUGCAAUGUGAUGAAGGGGAAUUCUUGGAGAUCAUGUCACUCGUCGGUAUGCUGUCGAAGCCACUACAUGUCCGACGCUUACAACGAGCUUUAACAGAAUUCUCAAAAGAUCAAACCACCUUCAACUUGGCCGCCAUUCAACAUAUUGGCCCACCGCCAGUAUCACCGUACGCAUUGGGUGGUCCUGAUAUGUCAUUCCUCAUGCCUGGGUUCGCAACGACCCUUACGAGUCUGUCGUCCGCGUCCCCGGGCUUAGCAUCGACGUCGACUGAAACGACAUCACCGCAGAAUGGAAACGCCACUCACAACUCGGUACCGUUGGGUUAG